AUGCCUCUCAAGAGGAGCUUCGCACUGAACACCACGCUCGAUGGGGAGGGCAAUUUGGCCCGUAUCAAGGCUAGCAUACAGGAAGCCAAAGCCCGAGGCGCAAGCCUUCCCGUUGGAUCCAAGCUCGAGAUUUGUGGAUACGGCUGCCUUGACCACUUCCUAGAAGACGGCAUCUAUACAAAUUCUUGGCAUAUGUUAUUAGACAUCCUCGAGGAUGAGGCCUGUCACGCAAUACUUCUUGACAUCGGCAUGCCGGUAAAGCAUGAACAACAGCGCCUCAAUUGUCGCAUCAUUGCGCUCGACGGCAACGUCAUCUUGAUCUGCCCCAAGCUGUGGCUCGCAAAUGAAGGCAAUUAUCAUGAGGCAAGAUACUUCGACGCAUGGAGCAAACCCGCUUACCUCGAAGACUACCACCUAUCCCCACAAGUUGCAGCCGUUCUUGGCUCCAGAACAGUACCGAUCGGAGACGCCGUCAUCUCGACUCGAGAUGCAGUGAUAUACUGCGAGGAUCUUCUCACUCCGGCGUCACAUCACGAUCUACUGGUCAAGAAUGGGGUCGAUAGCGUCGGAAAGACAGCUGAUCUGCUCCAGGGUAUGCAACAGUCGUUGAGGGACAAUGGAGGCGUGAUCGUAUAUGCAAACCAGAAGGGAUGUGAUGGCGACCGCUUCUACUACGGUGGCAAGGCUGCAGUGAUCGUGAAUGGUACCAUUGCAUCCCAAGCACUGCAGUUCAGUUUGAACCACGUGGAAGUGGCUGUGGCUACGAUCAACCUCAGUCAGGCCCGGUGCUACUGUGACGAUAUUGGAAGAACAGAUGGCAUGAAACAUAAAGGAUCAGCUUACAGAGGGGUGAAGAUCGACUUCAACCUGUCUAAGCCUAUGGACGGAGCCAACGGCAAUGGUAACGGUAACGGCUGCUACCACACGCGUCAGCUUUUGCAAACAAACGGCAUCGAAGAAGAACUCGUCUUGGGUCCAGCUUGUUGGCUCUGGGAUACGCUUCGGCGCAGCAGGGCGGCAGGCUUCCUGUAUCCCCUCAGUGGAGGCAUAGACUCAUGCUCGACUGCGACACUAGUAUACGCCAUGUGUCGAUUCGUCAUAGCUGCGGUUGAAGAGGGCAACCAACAGGUUCCGAAGUUCAGUAUCUACGGAGGCAGCGAAGCGGAGAACCUCGCGCUUCACAAUAUUCAAGCACGAGGACGCAGGGUGACAGCAUACUACUUUGCUCAAACACUACCAACAAUCAGACAAAGACAAGAAAGCGGUGGACUUCUUGUUCUCGGCUCAGUCAACCUGGAAGAGUGCCACCGGGGCAAUGUGACGAAGCACGACUGCAGUUCAGCGGACCUUAGCGUCACAGGCGGUACAUUGAAGUUGGACAUCAGGAGCUUCAUUCGCUGGGCGCAGACAGCCUUCUCUCUCGCCAUCCUGGGUGAUUUCCUAGACGCACUACCCACCGGUGAGCUUGAACCUCGACAAUCAUCCCGUGUGGAGUCUAAUGAGAAGGACAUGGGCAUGACUUAUGAGGAGAUAUUCGCCAUGGCGAAGCUACGCAAAGUAGAGCGUAUGGGUCCCGUCACGAUGUUCGAGCGGCUGCUAGUCGACUGGCGCGAAGAGAAGACCCCACAAGAUAUCGCCGUCCUGGUGAAGAGAUUCCACCACUUCUACGCUAUUAACCGGCACAAGAUGACGACAAUGACCCCCGCCUACUAUGCCGCCGACUACAGCGCUGAAGACCCCAGACCCUUUCUGUACCCUGACUUCCAGGACGGCUGGGCCUGUAAACGCAUCGACGCGAUACUUGCUAACAUCGAGGGAAAGAGCGAGAAGCGCAAGGACUCGGUGCUGCAGCCUUAG
This is a messenger RNA of Didymella exigua CBS 183.55, 1857 nucleotides long. RefSeq names its product glutamine-dependent NAD(+) synthetase with GAT domain-containing protein. The record is from RefSeq and is a predicted model, not a curated record. Gene Ontology annotation, biological process: NAD+ biosynthetic process. NCBI's taxonomy places the organism in Eukaryota, Fungi, Ascomycota, Dothideomycetes, Pleosporales, Didymellaceae. The transcript is spliced from 7 exons. The coding region runs from base 1 to 1857 and encodes 618 amino acids. Gene Ontology annotation, cellular component: cytoplasm. Gene Ontology annotation, molecular function: ATP binding; NAD+ synthase (glutamine-hydrolyzing) activity; glutaminase activity.